Plutella xylostella (diamondback moth) is the source of this 4546-nucleotide messenger RNA. RefSeq lists its product as uncharacterized. The record is from RefSeq and is a predicted model, not a curated record. Gene Ontology annotation, cellular component: nucleus; mediator complex; core mediator complex. Gene Ontology annotation, biological process: regulation of transcription by RNA polymerase II; positive regulation of gene expression. Gene Ontology annotation, molecular function: transcription coregulator activity. Lineage: Eukaryota; Metazoa; Arthropoda; Insecta; Lepidoptera; Plutellidae.
AUAUCAGCUGAAUUAUUCGGCUAAAAUGCCCUGGCACGGGCAUACGUAGUCGUCGGUCCGCCAUUACGACGCAGCCGAGACACGUUUGUCGUAUUUAGUUGAAUAUUUUCGUUUAUAAAUGAGUAAUAACGCUCAUGAUCUAAGUAAACGACUUCUGAAUGCGUUGGAUAACAGUUACAAUGUUGUCGACAUGCAUGCUGUUAAUGAAAUCAUAUCCAUUUUGGAAAAGUUCAAUAUCACAAAAGAGCUGUUGGAGACCACCAGACUUGGCAAACAUGUGAACGAGCUGCGGCGCAAGACCUCGGACCCGACGCUGGCGCGGCGCGCCAAGGUGCUGGUGAAGCGAUGGCGGGACCUCGUCAUACCGGCCGUCAACUCGCCCAAGCAAACUGCGCUGCCGGGGUCGAACCGAUCUUCGGCCGAGCGACAGAUGCGGCGGCUGGGCGGCACCCCGCUCACCUCCCCCGCACUCGCGCUUACCAGGCAAGUUGUGAGCCCGGCGGUGAACAGCCCCAGGCCAGUUUCAAGACCAGCGUGGGGCGGCUACGAGUCGGACUCGCAGGACGUGAUCCUCGUGGACGACGACCCGCCCCCCCCGCCGCCGCUGGUGGCCCCCUCGCCCGCUACGCGUGAGUACCCAACCAAAUUCUAGAAUAUUCGACGCAUAAUGCCCCCCUCCAAGCGUCCGGCGUCGCCCGCGCCGCUCGCUGACGACAAGAAAGCCAAACGUGACAAGAAACCUAAGAAACGGAGGGGCCACAGCCGCGCCGGGUCGGGCAGCGAGGCGGCGCCGGCGUGGGGGGCGCGCAACGGCUCGUCCCCGCCCCCCGCCCCCGCCGCGCCCCCGCGCAAGAACGGUUGCCGCCCCGCCGUGCACUACACGAGGAAUGUGCACCAGAUGCCGCCUAUUGGGGCUAAGAAGGUGAAAACGACGAAAGAGUUACUGGAAGAGAUCCAGUCGCGCGGCAAUAAGCCCAUCGGGUCGCCGACCUCGCCCGGCUCGCCGGACGUCAUGCUCAUUGAACCUGAACCAUGCCCCAUCAAAGUGGACUCUCCGCUGCGCAACGGCGGCGCGUCCCCGCCCCCCGCGCCGCCGCCCCCCGAGGAGCCCCCCGCCCCCCCUCUACCACCCCUGGAGGACGAGCGCGAGUACCAGGAGUGCACGUGCGGCGAGGAGCUGGACGCGGCCUGCCCCGCCGCGCGCGAGCUGGAGGUGUCCCCGCUGCAUGUGCACGCUCUACAUCAUUCAUACCUCCCUGGUAUCAACGGCACCAGGGCACCUCUACACCCGCACCAAUUCGCAGUCAGGAAACUCACCGAUCCAGAGAAACCGGCGCUGUUUAACAGUGUGGUCCCUCUGUAUAUGUACUCGGAUUACGCGGACGAUCAUUGCGUGAAGAACAUGAGUAGAGUGCCGCUUUGUACGCAUCUGCCGUGGACGGAGUUCGCGCCCCCGCCGCCCUCGCCGCCCCCGCCGCCGCCCCCGCCCUCGCCCCGCCCCUACCCCAUAGACACCCUCCCUCCACCAGAGGUGAAGGAGGAAACUAACGGAGAUGGGUCGAGCGACGAGGACGCUGAAGAAGCGAAGGUUGAGCCGAUGGACUUGGAGGAGUCUAUAGCGUCGUACAAGUGCACGAAGAUCGAAGCGGAGAUGGUGGGCAUCGCGCCGCUGGAACCCAGCGAGCGGCUCAAGGCGCCGAUACUGACAGCCGAGGAUGAAGAGCUAGUGCAUGCAGAGCCGAAGUGUGACGUGAAAAUGGACGUGCAAAGUGAAUUCGCGAGUGAACCGCAGGAGCACAGGACGGUGGAACGCACGAAAGUGGUGCCAAAGUGUGAUAUAGACGGACGGACACUGUACAGUAUGUGUGAGAGUGCGCGGGUUGGGGUGCCGUAUAGCUACGAGCAGGCGUCGCCGGCGCCCGUGGUGACGUUGCCGCUGGAGAUCACGGACGCAGCGGAUGUUCUAGACCUGGCGUUGCAGCAUGCGGAUGCUUCUACGGACCGGGACGAGAUGACCCGGCCGCUGCGCCCGGACAACUUCACCGAGUGGCACGAGUGCGCCCGCCUCGGUGACCUCAUCGCCCUGCCCUAUGUCGUCAUCGACUGACCGAGCCCUGUGAUACUCCCGCGUGCCCUCAGCCGCUCCAUCCUGCUAUUUGUAGCUCAUUGUUGUAGUUUGUAAGUCUUUGUUGUAUGGCGAGAAUCGAUUCCUUCCCAAAGAAGCAUCUGUUGUAUAAACGAUUAGAGCGUGUAUAAAUAGCAGAAUGGAACGUGUCGUUGCUAAGUCAUACUGUUGUCGGGUUAAGCGUUUUUCUUUUUGUACUAAAAGUGCAGUGCAAAGUGCCAAAAUUGUAGACGUCUCUCAAGUAAUGGACGCUCGACCAAAGCUUCCGUUUACUGACUAUGUUCCAAGUGUCCUUACGUUAGGUUUAAGGGUAACAUUUGUAAAUAAGAGUGUUGGUAACGAUAAGGCUCGAAUCUGUAAAUACAGUUUGUAAGUUAGAGAAUGUAGUUAGGAAUGAAAAUGGUGCGUUCGCGACGAAAUGGGAUCUUGAAAUUGUUGUUAGGUUUAAUGUUUUUGUUGCUGGCAACAUCGCGGUGGGGGACGUUCGCUCGAAGUUGAAGGAUCGAGGCAUUUGUAAAAGCUGCGUUCCGUUUUACGCAAACAUUCUCUAGUUGUUCGUACAAAUAAUGUUAAGAUUUUCUUGUUUGGAUGGGGGAAAAAUACUUUAAAAGUGUAUUUAAAGAUUACAUUUAACUGAUAGCGAUUUUCUUUUUCUUGUGCUCUUUUGAAAAAAUCGUAUCAAAUGGUUUUUAACAAGUUUUCAUGUUUUGUGUGAAACGGAACGCACCUGAGUUUGGGUUUAUGCAGAUUUUAGCGAUAUUUUUAGUCACCUGUGUCCACUUUAAAGUGUUUUAGUCAUGUAUUUAUUUUAUAACGCUUUAGGUGAGAUAAAAGUAAAGCAUAUUUUGUACUCGAUGGGCCCACUCCCGUAAUGCGACGAACUGACGCAAAUUGUAGCAAAACUCUGACUAAACGUAUCCUAAUGGUCCACCACACUAUGUGUAUAGGUAUUCGAAUUAAAAAUUCCCAUUAAGACAAAAAAAAUAUCUCUAGACUGUUCAUAUUGAGUUGUUACCGAUUGUGAUUAAUAAAGAAAAGAAAAUUUAGAUAAUUAAUUAUAAAUAAUAGGAGUUCCAAUUGUAUAAUUAUACUUAUAUAUUGCUAUAUAUGAUUGUAUCGAGUCUGGUUCCAAAAUAUUCCAAAUAUCAAUAAGUUUAGCACUUGCAACGGGUGUGAUGUUGAAGACUAUAUUUAUCUGUGCGGUAAAUAUGUGAUCCUACUCUUAUUCUACUACUUGAUAAGGGUAAAUUUUAAAUAUUUCUUUGAAACUCAGGCUGCAUUGAUGGGGUCUUCACUGCUUAGUAAAUCAUUAUUGCCGUCGCUGAUUAUUUCAUAAGCGGUCCUAUGGAUCGCGCUAAAACUUCAGAACGAGACUGAAAAUCAUUUGUGAAACUGUUAUUUCUAUGUGACCACAUUUCACACAGUGAAAACCUUUACACCGCACUAUAAAAGUAAUCAUUAUUUUAAAAACUCAAAAGAAAAGACUGUUAUUAUAAUAAUUUUCCUAAAAUUUCAUGUAUUUACCGUAUACUACUAUUUCUAUCAAAAGUUGCAAGAUAACAUUUUGGUACUAUAAAAACCUACAUUUGGCGCACAUUUUUGAAACUAUUAUCAUACUGUAAAUGUUCCUUUGCCAAAUAGUAGGUUUUAUUCCACGCUUUCUGUUUAGUGAGCUUUCUUUAUUAACCUGUUGUUGAAAAAACCAAAAAUCAUUGAAAUUGCUGUAGGUGUGUUCAAUUGCUUAUUAUUUUAGUUAUUGUUAAUAAUUUGAUUCACGUUUUCAUAGAUACUUUUAUGGAAGUGUAGUGCUUUCGUUAUACCAAUCGUGCAAUCUUGAUACGCAGUGUAUUAACAAAGUAUAUUUUCCUAGUUCUUGUUUAUGUAGUUUUGUUUGGAUUAUGUUUUCGUUAAUUACAUCCAGUCACCUUGACACUCGUAUAUCAAAGAAAUUGUGUGUUUUAAACGUGACUGCCUGUAAUCCAUUACGUUUUAUCAAUCAUUUUAGGCAUUUUGUAUUGUUAUUAUAAUAUUUUCGUUGACACACAUAACAUGUAUAACUUUAUCAAUAAUGACAUAUCUCGAUAUUGUUUCUACUUUAGAAGUGAAGAGCCAUGAUUGUAAAGUAACUCAAUUCGCACAUUUAGAGCCCUUAGUUCGUACAGAGGAAAUGUUAACUGUAACAUAACUAACAUCACUAAACAGAAGCGUCUAAAUUGCCUUAAAUAUAUGUGAGAAAUAUGUAAACCGAGUAGAUUUGGCGAGGUGUCUGCAUUUUGCAAUCGUUGGGUUGUGGCGACUGACCGCUCGGCCCCACGGUAGUCGACUCCGUAUUCUGAGAUCGGUAAACAAGGUCUGCGUAGAUAGACAUGUUUCCAGAGUUUUGGUAAAGAUAAAAGCAAAAUAUAUGUGUUUUUAUUACGA